AACAAUAAACGUCAUGUUGCAAUGCCAGUGAGAAAAGGAAACGUCGGCAAGUGACCGCGGUCAAGUGCAACAACAACAAAAAAUGUCCUGACACCUGUUAUAGAAGUAAUACAUUUGAGUGAAUGAAAAGGCAUAGACCUAAGUAAAAUAAGAGAUUCGUUUGUUGGGACUUGAUUGAGGCAGAAGAAUAGCCGAUUUACUUAUGGCAAGUCCGGAGAGAAAUAAGAAGAUUUUGCUUGAUAUGGUGAAACAGCCCAGCAACGACCAUUGUGCCGACUGUGGGGCCCCUGAGCCAGACUGGGCCUCAUACAAACUAGGUGUGUUUGUAUGUGUGAACUGUUCUGGGACACAUCGGGACUUUCCUGCCAUCAGCCAGAUAAAGUCCAUACGCUUGGAUUUCUGGGAUGAUUCCCUAGUAGAGUUUAUGAAGACAAGGGGUAACGCAGCAGCCAAUGCGUUCUAUGAGAAGUGUGUUCCGCCCUUCUACUACCGGCCACAGGAGAAGGACUGUGUUGUUCUUAAAGAUCAGUGGAUACGUGCUAAGUAUGAGAGGAGAGAAUUCACAGGAGAGAAUAACUCCCUUCAACAAGUUUAUAGUUCAGGACUUUACGAAGGAAUACUAUGGAAGAAAGGCAAGGACAACAAGCAUUUCCUGAAAAGGAGAUUCCUUCUCUCUGAAACUGACUUUACCUUGAGAUACUUCACCAAGGAGGAUUCCAAGAAGCCCAAAGCAGUCAUCUCUAUGAAGGACCUCAAUGCCGUGUUCCAGCCGGAAAAGAUAGGCCACGCCCACGGGCUGCAAAUCUCCUACCUGGAGGAAGAACGGACCAGAAACCUGUUUGUUUACCAUGACAACAGCCAGGAAAUUGUGUCCUGUUUCAAUGCGAUUCGGGCCACCCGGUUUGCUUACCUCAAGAAAGUCGACCCUAAUGCCAGGGAGUGUGACCUUGUACCUUUGAUAACCAGAAGUAGCAUUAAAGAAGGCUACAUGGAGAAAACCGGCCCAACGCAAUGGGAGACAUUCAAGAAGAGAUGGUUCGUCUUAAACUUAACGGACAGAAAGAUGUCCUACUUCAAAACUUCACUGGAUGCUUUGGAACUAGGAGCUGUCUUCAUCGGCACAGAGGUCCAUGGCUACUCUGUGAGGGAGGUCCAGCCUAAGGGGAACCGCAGUGGCAGGUGGAGGUUCGGGGUCACCUUGGAGACGCCAGACAGGCAGUUUGUCUUCCUGUGUGACCAGGAGCAAGACCAGAGGGAGUGGAUAGAAGCCUUCAAACUAGUAAUCUCCCAGCCUAUGCUACCGCAGCACUACAACACUGAGGCAAACAUGAGAAGGAUGACAAAAUGAAUCGUGUAUAAACCGGAGGAAAGGAAAGCAGCAUUUACAGGAAGAAAUGGCAAUGUGUGAGGCUGGCUGCCUGUUUCAGAGAGCCUACCAGUGACAGGAGGAGGCUUCUCACAAGAGGUGAUCAGUGAACUCUUCAAUUGAGUCUGUUUAUCGGAAAAUGAUGAGAGGCUAAAUGAACUCAGGCUAAAGAGGCUAAACGAACUGAAGAGCUGCCAAUGUGGACCAGCACUGGUAAUCAUUGCAAGUCACCAUUAUCCAGGGCACCUUGCAAACCGGUGACAGGACUGACUAUUAUGAGAUGGGAACUGAUGUCAUUGUCGGGGACAUUGGGAAUGUAAUAUAUACUUUCUAUUAACUACUGUUCAUAUACACUGAGCGUAUAAAACAUUAAGGACACCUGUUCUUUCCAUGACAUAGACUGACCAGGUGAAGGCUAUGAUCCCUUAUUGAUGUCACUUGUUAAAUCCACUUCAAUCAGUGUCGAUGACGGGGAGGAGGUUAAAUAAGGAUUUGUAAGCCUUGAGACAAUGGAGACAUGGAUUGUGUAUGUGUGCCAUUCAGAGGGUGAAUGGGCAAGACAAAAUAUUGAAGUGCCUUUGAACAGGAUAUGUUAGAAGGUGCCAGGCGCACCAGUUUGUGUCAAGAACUGCAACACUGCUGGGUUUUUCAUGCUCAGUAGUCACGUGUGUAUCAAGAAUGGUCCACCACCCAAAAGGACAUCCAGCCAACUUGACACAACUGUGGGAAGCAUUGGAGUCAACAUGGGCCAUGUUGGGCCUGCAUCCCUGACACCUUGUAGAGGCCAUGACAUGUGACAGACCAAUACCUCACGAGGUAUUGUUCUCAAAAUAAGGUCUGGGCAUACUGCCAAAUUGCAGCUACCGAUAGUGAGGAUUUGUUCAGUCAGCCACUUGCAUGAACACAGAAAUUGGUUAUAAGAAAAGCACUAACAUUAAAAUUGCUAUUACAAAGGCAGUCCCCACCGUUACCAGGAUGUUAAGGAUGUUGCUCUGGGUGGCCAGUCCACCUCACUCCACAGGAGCAACAGAACAGCCACCAACUCCUUGAGGCAAAUCAAAUGCUCCUUUAGACCUGCAUCUGGUGGCACCUCACAGAGACUGGAGAACAGCCGGCAACACUGCCCCCACUCCACUCUCCAUCACUUCUCUUCCCAGGAACUGCAUGCAGAUACACUGAGCUAUGCCCAAGCCGUACACAGUCAGAGGCCCAAUACAGAUUUUGUAGCCACACUGCCCUCCACACCAACCUCUUCAAUUCCCCCUAGAACCUCCCUCCUAUGCCACCAGACCAGGCCCAUCACAGCACAGCUCAACCAGACCCGGCCCAUCACAGCACAUCUGUCACACCCUGAUCUGUUUCACCUGUCCUUGUGUUUGUCUCCACCCCCCUCCAGGUGUCAUCCAUCUUCCCCAUUAUCCCCUGGGUACUGAUACCUGUGUUCUCUGUUUGCCUGUUGCAGGUUCGUCUUGUUUGUCAAGUCAACCAGCGUUUUGUCUCAGCUUCUGCUUUUCUCCAGUCUCUCUUUUUCUCGCCCUCCUGAUUUAGACCCGCCUACCUGAUCACUCUGCCUGCCCCUGACCCUGAGCAUGCCUGCCGUCCUGUACCAUUGCCCAAUACUCUGGAUUAUCGACCCCUGCCUGCCUUGAUCUGUCGUUUGCCUACCACUAUUACUGUAAUAAAAAAAUCUUCAACACAGUCUGCAUUGGGGUCUUACCUGAAACCUAAUAUCUCUACCAGACCCGGCCCAUCACAGCACACUGUUGAGGGUAGUGCACCACAUGAUGCAGUCCACACCAUGCAUCAUUCACAUUAUCAGCCCUCAUAUGCUGAGAGUUUGGAGCUUCGCCAGCCACACUGCCCUCCACACCACCCUCCUCAAUUCCCGCCACAACCUCUCUCCCAGGCUAGUUUCGGUUUCCCUCCCUACUCCCAUCUCCAGGUCAGCCCUGAGACACUCCUGCCCCCCAUGGAAGCCCCAACCCUGCAACAGGAGCCACACCAAGGCCUCCUGUGCACACCCAGAAUGCAGCACUGGCAACCACUCUGGUCCUCUGUAGCAGCUCCACUCCUUUGGUGGGAGCUUCAUCCGGGUGGACUGAGCUCUGCCAACACUGCUCUCCCAGUUCCCGGGCCAGCCUCUGCGUCCUGUGACUUGAGGGACGACUGCCAAAUGCUCAGUUUGUUCUGCUCUCACGUGGUUGCCAGGGGCCUUGGCAAAGUUUCAGCUUACUCAAAAAAUAGUUACAGAUGAUCUUAUGCCUGUUAACUCUUAUGUGAAUAAGCUGAAUACGCCCUCUGACUUUAAAUCUCGAGGGGGCUUGGGAUAAUGCACCUAAAUGUGCGAAGUAUGAUUUUAAAAAUGAACACAAUUGACAUUUGAGUACAAGACUGUCCUGAUGUUCUGGUUCUCUCGGAAACAUGGUUCAAUGGUUCUGUCUUUGAUAAAGACUUUGAAGUAAAUUAUUAUAAUGUAUUUAGAUGUGACAGAUUACAGAAAGGGGGAGGAGUGGCCAUAUAUGUCAAAUAUAACUCAGUGUCAUAAGAAAAAAUGCACCCCCCUCCCCAACAUUAAAAAUAUUUUCACAUGACCCUCCCCUUUUACUGUAAAAUACAUGUAACACCUUCCCCCCUCAUAGUAUGAACUAAAAAUUAUGUUUUUGACCACAAGUAACAAUAACUGUAGUGACCCAAUGUUCAUAAAUGUUGAAAUUGAAUUUGCCCCUUCAGAAUACUUUUGUAGCUCAGUUGAUGCCAAGCAGGGCUACUUGGACUGACCCCAUUUUGGUUGACUGAGAUUUCUCGGGAUUGAGAAGUCUCAAAUAUACACUACCAGUCAAAAGUAUGGACACACCUACUCAUUCUAGGGUUUUUCUUUAUUUUUACUAUUUUUUACAUUGUAGAAUAAUAUUGAAUACAUCAAAACUAUGAAAUAACACAUCACAUAGUAACCAAAAUAGUGUUAAACAAAUCUAAAUAUAUUUUAGAAUUUAGAUUCAAAGUAGCCACCCUUUGCCUUGAUGACAGCUUUGCAGAGUCUUGGCAUUCUCUCAACCAGCUUCACCAGGAAUGCUUUUCCAACAGUCUUGAAGGAGUUCCCACAUUUGCUGCACACUUGUUAGCUGCUUUUCCUUCAUGCUGCGGUCCAACUCAUCUCAAACCAUCUCAAUUGGGUAGAGAUCAGGUGAUUGUGGAGGCCAGGUCAUCUGACGCACCACUCAAUUUGACCAUGAAGGCCUGAUUCACUCAGUUUCCUCUGAACAGUUGAUGUUGAAAUGUGUCUGUCACUUGAACUCUGUGAAUCAUUUAUUUGGGCUGCAAUCUGAGGUGCAGUUAUUAUAAUGAACUUACCCUCUCCAGCAGAGGUAACUCUGGGUCUUCCUUUCAUGUGGCAGUCACAGUUUCAUCAUAGCACUUCAUGGUUUUUGUGACUGCUCUUGAAGAAACAUUCAAAGUUAUUGAAGUUUUCCAGAUUGACUGACCUUCUUGUCUUAAAGUAAUGAUGGACUAUCGUUUCUCUUUGUUUAUUUGAGCUGUUCUUGCCAUAAUAUGGACUUGGUCCUUUACCAAAUAGAGCUAUCAAGUGUAUACCCACCCUACCUUGUCACAACACAACUGAUUGGCUGAAAGGCAUUGAGAAGGAAAGAAAUUCCACAAAUUAACUUUUAACAAGGCACACCUGUUAAUCGAAAUGCAUUCCAGGUGACUACCGCAUGAAGCUGGUUGAGAGAAUGCCAAGCGUGUGCAAAGCUGUCAUCAAGGCAAAGGGUGGCUACUUUGAAGAAUCUCAAAUAUAUUUUGUUUUGUUUAACACUUUUUCUGUUUAAUACAUGAUUCCCUAUGUGUUAUCUCUUGUUGUGAUGUGUUUUGUCCUAUAUUUAUAUUAUAUUUAAAAAAUAUAUAUAUUAUAAUAAUCCCAGGCCCCCAUCUCCGCAUGAGACCUUUUGCCUUUUGGUAGGCCGUCAUUGUAAAUAAGAAUUUGUUCUUAACUGACUUGCCUAGUUAAAUAAAGGUUGUCACGCCCUGA
Oncorhynchus masou masou (cherry salmon) is the source of this 5393-nucleotide messenger RNA. Its product is annotated as arf-GAP with dual PH domain-containing protein 2-like. Gene Ontology annotation, cellular component: cytoplasm; intracellular membrane-bounded organelle; plasma membrane. Gene Ontology annotation, molecular function: phosphatidylinositol bisphosphate binding; GTPase activator activity; phosphatidylinositol-3,4,5-trisphosphate binding. Gene Ontology annotation, biological process: positive regulation of GTPase activity; heart development. Bases 203 to 1348 code for a protein of 381 amino acids. The record is from RefSeq and is a predicted model, not a curated record. Lineage: Eukaryota; Metazoa; Chordata; Actinopteri; Salmoniformes; Salmonidae. The transcript has 11 exons.